This is a messenger RNA of Pangasianodon hypophthalmus (striped catfish), 3039 nucleotides long. Its product is annotated as zinc-binding protein A33. NCBI's taxonomy places the organism in Eukaryota, Metazoa, Chordata, Actinopteri, Siluriformes, Pangasiidae. Gene Ontology annotation, molecular function: zinc ion binding; protein binding. The coding region runs from base 181 to 1605 and encodes 474 amino acids. The record is from RefSeq and is a predicted model, not a curated record. The transcript is spliced from 6 exons.
CCCGGAAGUGGAAAAAGGACUCAUUGGGCUGGGUUUGUCAUGAAUACCUGGCAACCCUGACUCAAACUGAAAGUAAAAACAGAUAAGGUACUGUAGGUUAUUUCCAGAGUAAAUAGAAUAGGCUGGUAUUUAGAAAGUGUAUGACCGAGAAGUUGUUGAGGUAUUCUGAAGGCUCUGGCUAUGGCGUCUAAACGUUCCUUCUCUGAAGAGGACUUCACGUGCCCUGUGUGUUGUGAUGUGUUUAAGGAGCCCGUGCUCCUGUCGUGCGGUCACAGCGCGUGCAGCAGCUGCGUUCACCGGUACUGGGACAUCAAACGCUGCCGAGAAUGUCCACUUUGCAGGAAACGAUCCGCGAUAAACCCUACGAUCAACCUGGCUCUGAAAAACCUGUGUCAGACCUUCCUGGAGGUCCGAGGUGAUCCCGAGACACUCUGUGACAUCCAUGGAGAGAAGCUGAAACUCUUCUGUGUGAAUGACGGACAGGCCGCGUGCUUGGUGUGCAGAGAUUCCAGCAAACACCUACAGCACCGCUUCAUCCCUGUCGACGAAGCAGCUGCUGAACAAAAGGAUGUUCUUAAGAAUGCAGUGAAUACAAUGAAAAUGAAAAUUAAGAGCCUUCACGAUGCCCAGGUUAAUUUUCAUCGAAAUGUAUAUCACAUAAAGCAACAGGCCAAGUACAUGAAGAAGCAGAUUAAUGAGGAGUUUCGGAAACUUCAGCAGUUUCUGCAAGAUGAAAAUGCAGCCAUGAUGACUAAACUGGAGGUGGAAGUGCAUCAGAAAACAGAGAGUCUGGAAAACAAAAUAGAAAAAACUAAACAAGAGAUUCUGGCUCUCACAAACACUAUUGGAGACAUAAAAGUGGAAUUGCAAUCUGAAGACAUCAAAUUCCUGAAGAACUUUGAGACAAAUAUGGCAAAAGUCCAGUACAAAGAUUCAGAUCUAAAUAUUACUUCAGGAGAAGUGAUCAGUGUUGCAAAGUACCUGGGCAAUCUGCAGUUCCAAGUCUGGAACAAAAUGCAGAGUUUCAUCAAAUACACUCCUGUUAUCUUGGAUCCGAACACAGCUCACUCGCAGCUCAUCCUGUCCCCGGAUCUGACCAGCGUAAGAGACAGUGAUGAUGACCAUGAAGACCAGAAUGACGUGCUGAGACCUCCAGUUUUGGACACUCCUGAGCGGUUUAGGAGUUUGUGUGUCCUGGGCUCAGAGGGCUUCUCUUCAGGGCUGCACUGUUGGGAUGUUGAGGUGGGAAACAGCACCUUCUGGAUGCUCGGUGUGACCACGGAGUCGGUUCAGAGAAAAGAACCCAAUGUUUUUCCCAGCGGUGCUUGGGGUAUUGGGUAUGAUGACCAAAAGCUGUGUGCUAGGUCUCCUUCAGAAACAUAUACUCCUCUCACUUUGGCUGCCAAACCCCAGGUGGUCAGAAUUCGUCUGGACAUGGAUUUAGGGGAGGUGUGGUUCUUAGAUCCUGCCAGUGAUGCCGUUAUCCACAUGUUCUCUCACCAUUUCACUGAGAAGGUCUUUCCAUUCUUCCACAGCAUGUGCAGUCUGUCUCCUCUGAAGAUUAUGCCUCUCCAGCCUUUUGUGGUGCUGAGAAAGCUCCCUUAAUGCUCUUAAUGUUUCUGCAGGUUGUACUAGCAAUGACUCAUGCUGCUGUGGACAUUAUGGACAAUGGAAAUACACAUGAUGAUACAGUUUUGUUUUGCUUUCUGUAUCUUCCACAGAUAAGGGGGAACGCAAUGGAGUAUGACAUCAUUAAAUCCGGGACAUAAUACAUGACGUUUUAUUCGGAAAUGCACUUUAAUACUUUUACAAGUUCUGUAUAUCUUCUAUAUCUUUAGCUUUGCCAUUAGUUAUACUCAAACUGUGUGCUUACUCAUUACAUAGCUCAGGGGAUGUUUUCUUUCGGUUUUCACCCUGGUUUUCCCCUAGUUGAUUACUUCAUACUUGGAAGUUUUCAAAUGAUAUUUCCAUUAAGUGUAACAGGUGAACACACAGUUGGAAAGAGGUCUUCUGCAUUUUCCCACUUUUCAGUAGCAGAUAUUAAUAACACUAAAUGCUGUCUCAAAUACUGGCUUUUUUCAAAUGCAAAGCACCUCAGUGAACCGGCUUGUAACUCACUCACGUACUUACUCAGUGACUCACAUUUAGCUUGUUGAAAAUUUUCCACUAGAGGCAGCUCUUGGCUCUCUAGUAGUUUUGUAUGGACCAGUACAAUGCAGUAUUUCCCACACGUACGUUAUACUUGGGCAGUGCAUUUCAACAAAUCAAAUCAACACACCUUGCUUUGAUUUUCGAAUUAGACUUUCAGGAUGUUGUUCAAAUUUAGUAACUGAUGAAUAGAUUCAAAUGUAAAUUUAACAUUUUUGAUGACUCGAGAUGGAUUUAACCAAUGUGAUCUCUUGAUUCCUCAGUCCUACAUCCUUCAAGACCCAUGACCCAAAAAUCAUUGGAAGACCACCAUCUUUUAGGACAUAACAGUUCUCAAACAAUAACAAGAACCACAGAUAUAAAUGAACAGAUAUAAAUCUCGAAUAAAUAAACGAUGGGUAAACAUUGAGGGCCUAAGUACUGUUCUGUACAAGCAGAUCAGUUUCCCUUUAAAUUUGCUUUAAAUUGAUGCUUCAGUGAGCAAGGAUGUCUCAUUUAGUAACUAUGUUUGCCCUCAGUGGUUUCAAGGGGAAGACUUUUAAUCCACCACAACCAGUGAACUGUGCAGGUGAAUCUGCAGCAUCAGUUCAGUGACAUGCAUUCAAAAUUGUUUUAACUUUUGCAAAAUUAUUUUGUUAAUAAUAUAGUGCAAUUACUGUGACAUUAUUCUUAGUGGCAUAUAUAAAGCCUUAUUUAAAAGCUCAUGGUACAUUCUGGCAAUCUAGCUCGGUUAGCGAUCUGGCUUUAGACAGAACCACUAAAUUCAAAACUUUAGGGUGCAGUUAGGAGUCUGUGUACGGCACAUGAGAGCGAAGGAUUAUAAACGUAUAAAAUCAACUGCAUCAAGAAUGUAAAUUGUCAUCUGAUUUACAUUAAACAUGCUUUACUUUA